Messenger RNA from Cyclopterus lumpus (lumpfish), 3246 nucleotides. RefSeq lists its product as uncharacterized. The record is from RefSeq and is a predicted model, not a curated record. Bases 179 to 1054 code for a protein of 291 amino acids. Gene Ontology annotation, biological process: negative regulation of T cell proliferation; immune response; positive regulation of T cell proliferation. Lineage: Eukaryota; Metazoa; Chordata; Actinopteri; Perciformes; Cyclopteridae. The transcript has 8 exons. Gene Ontology annotation, cellular component: external side of plasma membrane.
ACCUGCUGCCACAACAGACCAGCAGCAGCCAAUCAGCGCGCACGGACUCACGACGAAAGUGAAAGUAAGGAGAAAACAAAGGCAUCGUGGUAGCGUCCAUUUGGACGUCCAGCCGCGAGUCAAAACAAUCGCCCCGACGCCGGAGAGACGUCGCCCUGUCGAGGAGCUCGUGCUGUAAAUGAACAUGGCCUCAAUGUGUAUCCUCCUUAUUAUCUUAUUCAGCAUAGAAAAUGCAAACACAGAUGAAUUUAUAAGUCUGGACUGCAGGGCUGAACAGCUGGGACAGUACGGCCGGCAGUCGCUGCUGGAAUGUGUCGUCAAAACCCUCCAAAAAGACACGCUGAUACGUAUAGUCAGCUGGAAGAAAGCGGACCGCAACAACACCGACGCCCUGCUGGUCUUUAACGAAGAGGCAAUCAUAAAGCAAAAACCAGGCUUUUUGUUUGCCCAGCCGUCCUGGGAUGUCCGAAACAUGAACGUAUCCCUGCUCAUCAACAACACCGCAGUGGAGGACAAGGGAAAUUACACGUGUGAUGUGAUAACGGACCGCGGUACUGUCUUCAAACGCACCCAUCUCAAAGUCACAGCCAAAUACAGCAAUCCAACAAUCACUCUGAAUGCAGACAAAACCCUGACCUGUAACUCCGAUGGCGGCUACCCAAAAGGCCAACUUUGCUGGUUCGGCGAGGGCAUCGCGGAGCUGACAAGUAACGUUACAACUGAGGUGAAUCAGACAGCCGGUGGUCUGUUUCAGCUCUCUAGCAGGCUGGUUGUAGGAAAAGAAUCCUCUGUCUCCAAAUACACCUGCAGCGUGUUCAAUGCCAGCGGAGGCCUAGAGGAAAAGACCCAAUACCCAGUAAUGGACGCGCCAAAAACCGAAGAACAGGAACAGCGGAAGGUGUUGGAUCCGGCCACCAGAAUCGUGGCUCCCGUGGUGGUCAUCGGAUCGCUGAUCGUGGGCUUGCUGCUCGCGCUGCUGAUUUACAGAAAGCGAUCUCAAAGUGUUCAUCUCAGGGUGCCCACAUCAGAUGUCGAGGAUGGUGAUGAUACAUAACCAGACAAUGUGGCUUGAGGAGUCCCAUCAUAUAAACGCUAAAUUACUGGCAACCUCUGAAAUCAACACUUCCUUGAUUGCUGAUGUCUCUAUCGUUGUACUUUGCCCAUUGCAAACAGCUAUAUAACCAGGGAUGACUUUAUUAUUGUGAUUCAUCACCUAAACGCACUAAGAAAACACUUCAAUCACAUUUGAAUCUAAAGAAGGACUUCGACUGAUUUCAACGAAAACCAACUUGAUGAGGAAUUUAGGAUGGCAGUGAAUGUCGUUUUGGUUGUUGGAGGAACUGUCGAGUGUAAUUGUGCCCACGCAUUAACUGUAGCCUUUGGCAGCUUGGCAGGAGAUGCCCUUCCUACUUUCUCUCGUCAUGUUGAUGUUACGAGGAACGGGUUGAAUCAUAUUACCAUGAUGGGGCAGGGGGUUGUGUUUGUGUGUUUGUGUUGGUGUGUGUUUUGUACGGGAGCACGUAUAUUCCAGGGGAAAUGGAAACGAUGUUGCUAUUUUAGUGAUUGUGCUAAAAGACGAGAGUUAAUCUAUAUUUUUCUUUCUGUCAACAAAUCCCAUGAAAAGGCCAAAUGCAGCAAUGUGCUCGUCACAAGCUGUUACACUGUUAGACAUAAAGGUGUUAAUUAGAACCACAUAGGAUCUUCAGCUUGUCCUCAUAACAGAACCCUUUUGGGUUUCUGGUAGAACCUUUUAUAAACAGUCCACUUGAACCCUUUCAGAGGGUUCAACCUAUAACCCUCUCAGGAACUUCUGAACCCUUUAAUGUAGGGAUUCAUCUAGAACUCCUCCAACAGGGUUCUACAGAGGACCCCUUUAUAUUCCAAGUGUUUUAUUUAGAACCCUGAAGGGCUGAUGUGGUGGGUGGCUGGGUUUUGGGCGGUCUUUUUUAACACCUAUGGUUUCAACAACUCUUUCUUUAAAAGAAAAGGUUUUUUUGCAUGAAAAGGGUUCUUGGAGAAUAUCACCAGCCUUUUCGUUGGUAAGGAUUCUUCUUCAGAAGUUUCUCAUUGUUUGACAACACUUUGCGUCCUGCUUAAAUACUUAAGAUGAAAUCAACUGGCCGACGUUGAGUGCAGUGUUACCCCCUCACUGCCUGAGAAUAGUCAACCCCAGCACAUCUCACAUCCUUAUUCUGACCACGGAGGAAGUACACAAGAGAGCUGCUGGUCGCACUUCCGCACGUCACAAGAUCUUCACGUUCUUGCUGUUGGAAAAUAGAGUGAAGAAAGCCCAAAACACAUGUUUGUGUUCCUCCAACUGUCUCUGUUACCUUUGGCAGCAGUACGCACCUUCAUUGACAAAUCAAGCCUCGUCUUCAGGCAGGUUUCUGGUUUUCUUCUUGUUUUCAUCUGACACCAGCUCUCAUGAGAAAUGUGCGCUCAUAUUCUCAGGCAUCGUUAUUUCUGAUCUGAGAUCUGCUCGAUAAUGAAGGCACUGACACCACCAAAGGCAAAGUUGAGAGUAUAACAGAAUCAUCUUAUCAUGCUCGAAGUGUACAAUUAACCUUGGUCCCUGACACAGAGUUGACUUUUUGGAUAGAGAAAAUUGAAAGCUUUCAAUUUGAAAGAUCAUUCUGGAAAUAAAAAAAACAGAAGAGCAUUUUUUUAAAAUAUAUAUAUAGAGUUGUUUUAUAAAAUUGUGAAGUUGUAAUGUUGUGUGUCUGUAAUAACUUCCAAUGUUGUGUUAUUUUGAUUAACAUAGACAAACAAAACUGAUCUGUGAUUUUUUUCCAUUGAAACCGUGUGAAUGAUUUUUUUAUUUCUUUUUUACUGUGUACUCAUUUAUAUUAUAUUUGCAGUGUCUUGGCAUGAUUUAAAAAAUGUCACUUUUCUGGUCAUUCCUCUCAGUUUCAUGUGGACACAGAAUUUCUGAGGGAAAAUGUCAAGACAUUGAGUCUCCAGAUGUAUUGGCUGGUAUCCAAGUGUAUCUUCUUGAUUUGUUCACACUGUGUAGGGGUCUUCAUCCUUGUUUCUCUUUCACUCAUCUUUGCAUACGUUCACGAAAAGAAAUGAAGAAAUUCUUGCACACAUUAAAAAUGUUUUUUAUUUUUUAUUUACUGUGAUACCCCCUGGCACUUUCUUAAUGAAUGCCCUUGACUUCAUAGAUCCCCUGUCCUAUAACUAUUCCUGCUUCUCUAUCAGACUGAACGUAUCUGUUUUCAGUCAAUAAACACGUAUGGCAUCUGA